Molecule: messenger RNA, 1476 nt
Organism: Paramecium pentaurelia
Lineage: Eukaryota; Ciliophora; Oligohymenophorea; Peniculida; Parameciidae
Source: the annotation of a GenBank genome assembly
AUGGUUUUUGCUUACUUGAAAAAAAGAUGUAUUGAAUAUUAAUAUAAUCCUAACCUCAAAAAGCAUAUUGCUAUUAAUUUAAUUUUAAUCGUUCUAACAAUAAUUAUUAGGACCCUAUUUGAAAUCUAUUUGAGGUAGUAAUUAACAUCAUUGAAUGAAUUUAAUUAGAUUUAAUCUGAAAAAUAGUCUUAAGAAAAUAAUGAAAUAUAAAUUAAUAAUCCAACAUUGUAGAAACAAAAUAAUCAUCUAAAAUUAUCAUACAUGAUCUUAGAUUAAUUGCUUCAUCUUAUGUUGUCACUAGAAAUAAUAGCAUUAAUUUUUUAGAUAACAUUAAUUAUAAAUAAAGAAAAAUAAGAAUUACCAAUAUUGGAUCCGCUGUUAAAAGAAUAAAAGGAUAUGAGUUGCUCUUUAUAAUUUGUAAAAAGUUCCAAUUAUGGUAUCUCGAGUAUUUAAAACAACCAACCAACUUAUAAUUCAAUUGAGAUGUUAACGUUAUCCAGAAAUAAAGGUACACCAAAUUAAAUUAAAAAUUAAUUUGAAGAACGAUCUCCUCUUAAUGUUAAAUAAUAUCAAUUAGAAAAAAAUGUCAAUUUAUAAAAAUAAGAAAUUCCUUAUAUAUAAGAAGAAAACAAUACUCAUUCUAACAUUUAAAUAUAAUCAGACAAUUAAAUUCUUGAAAUACCUUCAAACAAAUCUAUACAAAAUAUACCAUCAAACAAAAAAAUAAAUUAAGUUGAAUAAAGUAAUACAAAAAAUUAAACUUAAUAAAUAAUAUAUUCAAAAAUAUUAGGCAGAGCUUAGAAAUGUAUAAAUGGUAACUAUCAGAAUAUUUAUAUUAUUUAAAAGUGUGAAAAAUAAGAAAAUUGUAAUUUUUUUUGGAUUUCAUAAAUAAAAAGUACAAAUUAUUUCUGUUUAAAUUGUGAUUAGAAGAAUAUAAUAGUUUAAAAUAAUGAAUAAUUUGAAAUUAAGAAUAAUUAAAAUAUUAAGAUUAAUAAGUUUUUUUAAUCUAAUAAAUUUGAAUAAUAAUUAGAUGAGAUGAUAUAAAUUUAUAAAGAUACCUAAUUAAAAUUUUGUCAUAGUUUUUAAUUUUGUGGAUUUUUUUGGAUAAAAAAUAAAUAAGAUAAUUAAAAUGAAUAUUAUUGUCCAAUAUGCUAAGAAACAUAUAUAACAUAAAAUGGAGAAAAUAAAGAAACUAUUUAUAAAGAUAUAAUUAGUUAAUGUUCUUAUUGUUGUGUUAAUACAUCUUAAUAUUUCUAAGCAACUUGUUUUCAUACAUAUCAUUUUGAAUGUUUAAAAGAAUUAGGAAAAAAUUAAAUGUAAACAAAAAUACUUUGCAUUAUUUGCAAUAUGAAUAUGAUGAGUUGUCUAAAAAGAAAUAAAAUGUUACCAUAAGAAACAUUUGAAAAAAUUUUUACUAAUUAAAUAUAGAGAAUUAGAGAGGAAACAAUGCAUGAAGGAGUUGAGGAUUUAGAAUGA